AGCUGUUUUACCAUGAUGUCCCUGUACUUGGCAGUGUUGGUGCUCUGUAUGAGUGCAGUGUAUGCGGCCCCUAGGUUUGACUCUCAGUUGGAGGGCCACUGGCACUUGUGGAAGAAUUGGCACAGCAGGAACUACCAUGAGGUGGGUGUUUAAGCACAAGUAAGGGUGCACUUCCUAAUGGGAACCCCAUCAGUAGCUCCCAACAAGUGCCUCAAAUUCAAUUUGUAAGUCGCUCUGAAUAAGAGCGUCUGCUAAAUUACCAAUGUAAAUUGGUGCAUUGGCAUACAUGUAGCUGUAAAUUAAUUAACUCAGUAUAUCAUUAAUUAUUGCAUGGAUUGUGCCCAUAGAUCUGGGACAGUAUAUGAUUGUGUAUAUUUUCUGACUGUUUUUUUCACUCAUUGUUACAGAGAGAGGAGGGCUGGAGGAGGAUGGUUUGGCAGAAGAACCUGAAGACUAUUGAGAUUCACAACCUGGACCACUCUAUGGGAAAACACUCCUACCGUAUGGGCAUGAACCACUUCGGUGACAUGGUAUGAAGAACCACCUUGCUAAGCAGUGCUUGACUUGGAUGAAAUGGAUGCCGGUACUCAUUCUGGGUGCAAGUAUUGUUUAUAUGUAGGUGCAGGAACUCCGCAGUACUUUUGCGCUAAUAUUCUAUAUGAGGUGCAGGAACUCACACAGUAGAAAGUUUGAAGUGCCGGUAUCAGUUCUGGUGAGUUCCUGCCUAAGUCAAGCACUGUUGCUGAGACAUUUUACUGUGGAGCAGGAGGUACAUUUCAGCAGUCUUGUCCCAUGCUGUAGCUGAAUCUUUUUGUCAUGACAUACAUUGGCUACAGCACUUACAGUAUGAAAUAUUUCACAGGCAUUGACAACUAAAGCAGGAAUGUAUUCACUCACUGGUUAGGGUUAUUCCACUAUCAGGUUCUUAAGGAAGAUGAUAAUGAUCCUGAGAAGGGAAUGGAAAUUGACUCCUAAUUUUUUUUUAAGACUCAUCUUUCUGGUUCAGUGCGUAACUUUGUUUAUUUUAUUUUUUACCGUCCUAAGACAUAAAAAAAAAAAACAAUGUUCCAUUCAGAUACUAACUUGCGAAACACCUCUGGCCAGGUAGACAUUACAUUUCAACAUGUUUAUCUGAUUUCUUCCUCCCUAGACCAACGAAGAGUUCAGGCAGCUGAUGAACGGCUACAAGCAGACGACUGAGAGGAAGUACAAAGGCUCUCUGUUUAUGGAACCCAACUACCUGCAGGUCCCUAAAGCUGUGGAUUGGCGAGAGAAGGGCUAUGUCACUCCCGUCAAGGACCAGGUGAGUCCUGAAUCAUAAACUGCUGUGUCACUAAAUAAAUGUGGACUUUUCAGAGGUUUUACUUCUAGGGAACUGUCUGGUUUGUUUGUGUGCUGGUUACCCAUGACUGUAAUUUAGUCUACAGAGGAUAAGGUGGCAAAUUGUGUAUACAGAUGGUUUAUUAUUUAGUUAAUACUAAUACAUAUUUAUUACUUGCAUACACUGGCAUAAUAUGCACAUGUCAGUGAGUUCUCUGACAUGAAAUACUAAGAUGUUUAACCAUCUUUCCCCCUCAGGGCUCAUGUGGGUCUUGCUGGUCGUUCAGUUCCACCGGUGCCUUAGAGGGCCAGCAUUUCAGGAAGACUGGCAUGCUGGUGUCUCUGAGUGAACAGAACCUGGUGGAUUGCUCCAGACCCCAGGGCAACGAGGGCUGUAAUGGAGGUCUCAUGGACCAGGCGUUCCAGUAUGUAAAGGACAACACCGGCCUGGACACAGAGAAGUCUUACCCCUAUGUGGCCAAGGUAAGGCCCUGUGUUCUAUUAGUCUGAAUUCAAAUAUAAUAGCAUAUCAAAAUUAAUGUAUUCAAAGUAAGGCCCUGUUCUUUUAGCCUGGUCCCAGAUUGUACAGUUUUAGCUGUAUAACCAACUCCUGUGGUUGUAAUUUUGGCAUGACAAUGACUAACAGAAUCCCCAUUGCUGUGGGAUUUAUGUCUCCAAGAAUGACUGAAUUGCUUGAAUAAUUUGAAUAUGUUAUUUUUUACUAAUCAUGGCCACUGGCCUUUUCUGGUUACUCAGGAUGAUGAUCUUUGCCACUACCAACCAGAAUUCAGUGCUGCCAAUGACACUGGCUUUGUGGACAUCCCCAGUGGCAAGGAGCAUGCUCUGAUGAAGGCUGUGGCGACUGUCGGCCCCGUCUCUGUCGCCAUCGAUGCCAGCCACGAAUCCUUCCAGUUCUACCAGUCUGGUGAGUAGCAAUUAGCGGUGGAACUUAACAUUAACUUUAUUCCCUACCUCAUAUUUUUUUAGUAGCAGUGAGCUGUACUGGUCUGUCCUUUUCACACUAGCUAAGAUUUACAAAUGGUAUUGUCUUUCAGAACUGCUGUUUUUCACGUAAAUUGUUUGUUACCAAUUUCUGCAAGCUAACUAGCUACAUAACAAACUUUAGCUUUGAGAUCCGGUGGUUUUACAUACUCUGCGGUAAACCUAGCAUCUUAGUCCACUAAUGUACCUGUCCUCUCUAUAGGGAUCUACAAUGAGAAGGAGUGCAGCAGUGAGCAGCUGGACCAUGGAGUUCUGGUGGUGGGAUACGGUUUCGAAGGAGAGGAUGUGGAUGGCAAGAAAUUCUGGAUCGUCAAGAACAGGUACAGUACAGAGUAUCUUCCUAGGAUUUGUUUUUGUUUGUUACACGUCACCACCACGGGAAUGGUUAAUUUCCUCAUCAGGGAAUAUGCCUCUCUACAAUACCAUUGCCUUUAUUUGAAUACAGUGUUGGUGUUGUCCUGAUAAUAUGGUCUAAGUCAUUAAUUUCUCUAAAGCAACUGUACAUCUCAUUGUAUAAUUUCCAAAUAACUUGAACUGUGGGACUAACCUAUUUGUUUUUUUUCCUCAGCUGGAGCGAGAAGUGGGGAGACAAAGGCUACAUCUACAUUGCCAAAGACCAGAAGAACCACUGUGGCAUCGCCACGGCAGCCAGCUACCCACUGGUCUAG
Messenger RNA from Coregonus sp. 'balchen', 2990 nucleotides. NCBI's taxonomy places the organism in Eukaryota, Metazoa, Chordata, Actinopteri, Salmoniformes, Salmonidae. The record is from the annotation of a GenBank genome assembly.